This is a messenger RNA of Brachypodium distachyon (stiff brome), 2940 nucleotides long. RefSeq lists its product as uncharacterized. The coding region runs from base 1461 to 2519 and encodes 352 amino acids. The record is from RefSeq and is a predicted model, not a curated record. The transcript has 3 exons. NCBI's taxonomy places the organism in Eukaryota, Viridiplantae, Streptophyta, Magnoliopsida, Poales, Poaceae.
UCCAUCUUCCAUGGAGCCUGGGCAGCGGUUCGACUUUGCCAAGGCCAACGUGGAGCUGGUUGCAGAGAAAAAGAAGCAGCUGAUCCCUUUCCAAGACCCCCACGAGUACAUGCGUGAGUACUACAGCAGGCUCCAUCCGCAUCCCAAUGAGGAAGAGGAGGAGACGGAGCUGAUGAGAUCUAUCAAGGAGGAGAUGGCAAUGGAGGGGAGAAUCUAUGCUGACUACCGCGGUAGCAAGAAGGGCGCAUUCAUGAACUCUAGAUUCGAAACCAAGAGUAAGCAACCUGCAAGCACUACUGAUCAGUACUCACACAGCUCAAUUCCUUUCUUUCUUCCUUUGAUUUGCAUGCUUGAUUUGCUUGCUGCAGCCACGUUGAGCCCCAUGCACUUCUCGCCCAACUAGUCACACGAGAUGUAUGUUUCCUUUCUUCGAUCUUUUCUGAGGUGUGCUUCCGCUUGUGGACUAUACAUGAUAUACCUUGUUUUACCACUACUGUUGGGUUGCUUGUGCAACGUACUGUUUGUGUAUGGAUCAGAUAUUUAGCAAUGUGUGUAUCAGAAAUCGACUAUGAUAAGGUACUGAUGUUGCGUUAAGUAUUUCUCUUUUGAUUGUAUUCAGCAGCCGUACUAAUCAUACAUUCACUCUUAUGUAACAAAUUACCCCAGCUGAUGGGUACAUAUUAUGAUUGAUCUUGAGGGAAAUGCUCUGCUUACUGCUGAAAUCCUUAUGUGCGACUAGCUCGUAGGCCACCAGAAAAGAAGAUGUCAAUCUUCAGUUGUUGUACAGUCUAUGCAGGCAUGUCAACUUGUUCCAAGUUAACAUGGUCUAUACAUCCUGGAAUUAUGUAACACGUGCAUGCCUUUGUUCCAGGCCGAUUAAAUUGCUUGCUUAGUGCGGGGAAUUAAAAAAAGGUUCAGACUUAAUUGGUGGCAUUCAGAAAAUUAAUCAAAUUGGAACCCCUAACAAACACAAGAAACGAGCCCCUCCAGCAAUGGCGCCGGAGCAGCACUGCUAGUCGGCGUAGAGCUAGCGUGGAGGAGAGCUUCCUUGGCUGGGCUGCUGAUUAGUUCCCGGACAUGCAUGCAUCUCCGUCUCCUCCUCCUCCUCCUCGAUCUCGAUCUUGGAUCGGAAGCCUUAAAUAAAACUUGGUAACUUACGAAAGAGUGCCUCUUAUCUCAAUCCAACCAUAAAUUUCCCUCAGGGGGAUCCAUGAAAGACAAAAAUCUCAGACCACAUCUCUGCCUCACUUCGAUCAGCUUUGCCACAACUUGUCCGAUCGAAUUCAAACCGAGAUCGGAUUCGACGACUGCUGCCAGUUAAUCGUCUUGUUCCAAUUAAGGCCAAGCUAGGCCAAGUCGACAUUAUGAAGAAGGCCUACAAGAGGGAGAUGGCUGCCAACAAAAAGCUGCAGCUGAUCCCUUUCCAAGACCGCCAUGAGUACAUGCGUGACUAGUACAGCAUGCUUCGUGCCGAUGAGGAGCUGACGAGAUCUGUCGAGAAGGAGAUGGCAAUGGAGGAGAAACGCUAUGCUCGCUACCUUAGGGGCAGGAAGACUGCAUUACUUACCUGUAGCUUGGAAACCAACACCACAUUGAGCCCCAUGUACUUCACGCACUGCACGCCUGGAAAGAAAAUGGAAGACGAGCUUGCUGCUACCACCGGGGCCAGCUUGCAGGUCUUCUCCUUCAAGAUCGCCGAGAUCAAAGCCGGCUUGCAGUGGCCACUCUAUGUCUACGGCGUGGUCGCUGCCCGGGACAAAGUCGAUUACAACCGCAACCUUCUCUUCAAUCGAACCAGGGAUGACGCCCAACUAGUCACACUAGAUGAUCCUUUUCUGCGCUUGAUUGGCCCAGCUCGGGGGAUUUUGCCGGACCCUGAUUUUGAAGUCGAACUAAGGGUUAAGGGCAGAACAAAGUAUCGCGACAGAGCGUUGAUCAACGACAGGCACCCUUACAUCGGGUCCUUUCACUAUGAUGGUCUCUACACUGUUCCGUUUUGGAACUGCCUUUGCCGAUGCGAGCUAAGCACGGAGCUACUUGGCAAGUCAGUUCAGGCCACUAUCUUGGGUGUCCGCAUCGUUAAGGGCACAUUCAGAUACGGGGGCCGAGUUGCUUUCUCAUCGCCGUCUCAUCAAGUUGCGAUCGUGGAUAGUCAGGGCGCUAUUCAGGAGGUUAUUGAUCCCAUGUCCACGAUGGUUGUGUUGCUCGAUUCUCAUUACUGCCAUGGUGGAGAAAUGCCAAUGAGCAGUGAUGAUUACCUUGAUCUAACAAGGCGUGUUGUUUCCGUGGAAUUGCGGGAAAGCCAUUUCCUUUAUCCAGAAAAGUUGGAAGAGACUUUCAAAGUUGUCAUACAAGUAUACUCAAAGUGUGGUGAUAUUACUGCGCAAGGUCACGUCAAGGCGGUCAAGCUCACCCCCAAGCUGAGCAACAUAAGCCAAACCGUAUGUUAUCUUGGCGACUCCGUGGUGGAGAUUAUUGUUGCUUGGUCGGUCCACGUUGAAGAGAAGGUUUUUCUUUGAGGAGGCCUGUUUUGAUCUUAAUUAUUUGUGUUAUGUUGCGUGAAAUAUUUCUGUUUUGAUUUAUGCAAAUGUCUGAAUCUUGGUCAAUAUAUGCCAUGUUUCCUUCUUUUAUCUUUAUAAAUAAAACCCAGCUGGUACGAUCGAUGUGCUGGGAAAUGUUGACAUCAAUAUUCAGUGGCCUCAUGGAACAUCUCUAGUAGAGAAUGACAGUAACACUAAAAAUGCAAAAGAUUGAUCUUCAUAUUGAAAAUUCCAAUCUGCCAUGAAAGAAACGAGUCAGAAACAGUGAAAAUGAUCCUACAUAUUACUUGUGUGCUGUCGUUUGAUUUGCACACAACCGCCUUGGCAAAUUUCAUCAAUAGACAGCACAACACAACUGAGAUCUGAUAAAUGAAUUUCCCAAAAUUUGAUCGAUAAACAG